Herpailurus yagouaroundi (jaguarundi) is the source of this 532-nucleotide messenger RNA. It is a transcript of the gene LCMT1, whose product is annotated as leucine carboxyl methyltransferase 1. The coding region runs from base 34 to 342 and encodes 102 amino acids. NCBI's taxonomy places the organism in Eukaryota, Metazoa, Chordata, Mammalia, Carnivora, Felidae. Gene Ontology annotation, molecular function: protein C-terminal leucine carboxyl O-methyltransferase activity. The transcript has 4 exons. The record is from RefSeq and is a predicted model, not a curated record. Gene Ontology annotation, biological process: C-terminal protein methylation. Gene Ontology annotation, cellular component: cytosol.
UACUGUUGUCUGAUUUUGCGUUCCCAGGUGAACAUGGACGACCGGUUCGGACAGAUCAUGAUCGAAAACCUGCGGAGGCGACAGUGUGACCUGGCGGGAGUGGAGACCUGCAAGUCGUUAGAGUCACAGAAAGAACGGCUCCUGUCGAAUGGGUGGGAAACAGCAUCAGCCGUCAACAUGAUGGAAGUCUACAGCAGAUUGCCUCAAGCUGAAGCGAGCAGAAUAGAGUCACUUGAAUUCCUGGAUGAAAUGGAGCUGCUUGAACAGCUCAUGAAACAUUACUGCCUUUGUUGGGCAAGCAAAGGAGGAAGUGAACUAGGUUUGAAGGAAAUCACUUACUAAUCUAUUGGAAGCCCAGGCCGAGCUGGGAGCUGCUGCCACCAACCUUCCCAGAGUGGACUGGCCACGUUUCCUGGGCGGUGGCCAGCCCUGGGCUCGUCCCACACCCUGACAGACCUCACUUCCCAGGGCUGUCGCACUACCUGCUGUGCCCGUUGGCUUACCGUUUAAAUAAAUCUCUGUUGCCAAUUGC